GCCUUAGAGAGCAUACCCUAUCUGCGAUGUCUCAGCGCCUACACAAUCCCGAUCGCACCUUACCGAUUAUUCCCGUGCGCCUCGAGACCUCCACUAGAGUGUAUCGCGCACUAUGGGACUCUGGCUCUACUGGCGACUUCAUUCAUCCUCGCGUAGUUAAGGAGGCAUCUCUCUAUACAUCCGCCUACCCUUCUACUGUCAACGUUACACCUGAUGACAAUCAGGCCAAGUCCUUCGUCGACUAUGUGGUGCCUGAUCUCCUAUUCUCCUUCCCCUUGCGGAUGCCCCAUAGCCUUUGCAUGGCCCCUCGGUUCCAUGACCAAUGGACCUUCGACGUCAUGGAAACCCUAUACAACCUUGUUCUCGACACCGCCUACUCCCAUCAGUUCGCCUAUUCUAAUCCUGAUUGGAUCCACAAUGACCUCGUCCUCAACGCUAAGGAUGAGAAGCAAUACCAUAUUCCGGUGUUGGGCAAAUCAGACUCUACAUCCCCCUCUGCUGUCAAUGUCUCCAUCUUAACACCUACUCAGCUCCACUACAUCCUUCGUCAGCCUGAUGUCGAACUCUACAUUGUCGACAUCACGGAUCUCCUUGUCUGUAACUCCAUGCAUCAGGACGCUGAGUUGGUCGAGCUCGAUCCACCAUUCCCCGAGCCCCCCGAGCCUCCUGAUCCUUCAGCCUCCUCGUCCUCCUUCACCCCUGCUAGCUCAUCUCACCUUAUUGCAUCCUUUACCACGGAGACGCCAUUGGUACCUAUUCCCAUACCGACGCCUUCCACCCCUUCUUCAGACGCUGCUGUUGCCGAGGAGUUUGACAACCUCCUAUUGACUCUGCAGCCUAGCGUUGCUGCCCUCCUUCGCGAGUAUCGUGAUGUUUUCCCUCCAUCUGUCUCUUAUAGCAGCAUCCCUCCCAUGCUCGAUAUCGAGCACCACAUCCGGCUCGAACCUAACUACCGUAUUCUGCAUCGCACACCAUAUCGCCUCUCGGUCCCCGAAGCCCACGAACUUAAACGCCAAAUUGACGAGCUGCUUCGUCAGGGCUUCAUUAAACAGAGUACGUCCCCAUGGAGCGCACCUGUCCUCGUCGAUCGCAAGAAGGACGACACCCUCCGCCUUUGCCUCGACCACCGCGGUCUCAACGACUAUACGGUCAGAAAUAGUUACCCUAUGCCUCACGCGGAUGAUCUGUUCGACCGCCUCUCCGGCCACCACUUUUUCACGAAGAUCGAUCUUCGUAGCGGAUAUCACUAGACCCAUGUAGCCGAGGAGGACCAGCCUAAGACCGCUUUUCGUUCUCGUUUUGGGCACUACGAGCUUACCGGGAUGCCUUUCGGUC
Chara braunii is the source of this 1335-nucleotide messenger RNA. The record is from the annotation of a GenBank genome assembly. NCBI's taxonomy places the organism in Eukaryota, Viridiplantae, Streptophyta, Charophyceae, Charales, Characeae.